Gadus morhua (Atlantic cod) is the source of this 1689-nucleotide messenger RNA. It is a transcript of the gene rfxap, whose product is annotated as regulatory factor X-associated protein. Gene Ontology annotation, cellular component: nucleus. NCBI's taxonomy places the organism in Eukaryota, Metazoa, Chordata, Actinopteri, Gadiformes, Gadidae. The record is from RefSeq and is a predicted model, not a curated record. Bases 336 to 983 code for a protein of 215 amino acids. Gene Ontology annotation, biological process: regulation of transcription by RNA polymerase II. The transcript has 3 exons.
CUUGCGCCGAAGAAGAACAGCCUUGUUAUCAUACGAGCCGUCCGGGGCUGCUGAAGGCUGCGAUGCGCUGCAGACAACACCGACCCGUGUUGAUAAAGAGCUGAUGAAACAAUGCUCGGGUCGCAUCCCUAAUUCAUCUAAUACGCUUGAGUACGCUCAGAGCGCGUCGGUCCCUGUGCUGAGCUACGGGAUCCAACCACACGCUACUACGAGCGAACACGCGUCAGCCACGGAUCACUAGAUAACGCUGACACCGUGGACAGACUGACACAGCCUAUUUACAUUAUAAAUAUCCCAAGGAGCUCAGAAAACAGCUUGAUCUGGAAUCCGCAAACAUGAGCGAAGACGACAGCUCGGCGGCGGGCGGCAUUAAAGACAAAGAGUCGACCCUGCUGCUCACCAAGGACGGACAGCGGUACUACGUGAACAAGAGCGGCGUGGUGGACAGCAGGAACGUGAUCACGCCCCUGGAGUCGGACAACAACAUGUUCUCGUACGAAAUGGACGAUGCGGACGAGGAGGCCGACAUGCUGGACUCCUCGGACCCCCGUGACAGCGCCGCCAGCCCUGAGGAGCUCAACGACGAGGACGCGUCGGAGGGCGACAACGCCCCCAAGCAGUGCACCUACGAGGGCUGCACCGAGACCACCACGCAGGUAGCCAAGCAGAGGAAGCCCUGGAUGUGCAAAAAGCACCGCAACAAGAUGUACAAAGACAAGUACAAGAAGAAGAAGAGUGACCAGGCCCUGUCGAGUGGGAAACUUGAUGAGACGGCGGAGGAGAGGCCUGUGUCCGUGAACAAGCAGCGCCUUGGCACCAUAGGGGACCGGCCUGCCAGACCCUCCCUGAUAGAGCAGGUGCUCAACCAAAAGAGACUGUCGUUACUCAGGAGCCCGGAGGUCAUCAGCUUCCUUCAGCAACAGCAGAGGCUCCUGAUCACCCAAAGCCGCAGCCAAUCACAGCCGGACUUCCCGGGUUGCUAGACAAUCACAGCUGGAUUGCCCGGCGUGCUAGCCAAUCACAGCUGGUUGUCCAUGGUUGCUAGCCAUCACAGGUGGGAUUUCCUUGGAUUUUGGGAGUGACCACAGCAAGUGACGUUCCAGGUUUUCCCAACUGUCCUGUCAUCCCUUGGAUUCGGUGCUUGUCAUGAUAUCGACUUUGACGGACUUUGGGAAUUCUACAGAUUACCGUUACAUGUGUUAGUUUUUUUGCCAGGCAGUAAGCCAAUUAUUUAUUUUGAGCGUUUAAUAUGUUUUGUGUGUGGUGCAAAUAUUUUCCAUCCAAGAAUCUGUUAUUAAAAGGUGUGGUAUUUAAAUUGAGAUCUAAGUUAUUGUUUGUGUGUAAUUUGGCAUGCCUGUCUCCCGAUUUUAGGCCAGCCCCCAGCUAAUUUCUGACCAAUCAGGGCCUCCCUUCGGUGAUUCUGUCGGGUUGUGUGAAUCCAUCAUGCCUGUCGUGCGUGAAAAACCUGGAAGCUGACAUCGAAAACUGACUGAAGCUGAAUUGCAUUACCUGAAAGUAGCAAAGUGCUGAAAUACAUUGUGUCAAAGCUGGAAGCUAAACUGUAAGACUGUCAAAACUGGAAGAUAGUAGUAGUAAUGUUACUAGCUGUAGUAGUAACGGUAGUAGGAGUUACACUAUAGUUCUUUGCUUACAAUAAAGUUAGCGAUUAUGAUUGUUCAUUGAACAGAA